AUGAACGAAAUAAAAUCCUUAGAACACGCUACCUUGAAGGUACCAUAUGAAGUAUUUAACAAGAAAUACCGUAACGCUCAACGUGUCUUUGAUGUUGAGGCCCGACAAGUUGUAGCUGCUGUUGGUGACUUAGAUGUUGCUGUCAGGAACGGAUCAAGUGCUGGCGAUAUCAAUAAUUUGCUUGGAGGAAUGGUAGAGAAGCUUACAACAAUGAAACGUAAAGCUUCCGAUGCUAUUGCUGAAGAAGUACAGGCAGCGUUUGUUUGUAAGAAGCGUCUUGAGCAUUUGAAGGAACAGGCUGAAGCUAUCGUGGAACCUCACACUGCACAAAACAAGACUACAAUGACUCAGUGGCGCAAGGUACGUUUGGAUCGUAUGAUUGUGGACUACUUUCUACGGAAUGGAUACUACGAUUCAGCAAAUAAGUUGGCAGAUUCACGCAACUUACGGGAUUUGACUAAUGUUGAUAUAUAUGCCGCUGGGGCAGAGGUGGAACGCGAGCUAGCCGCCCGACGCACCGGUCGCUGUCUACAAUGGUGCGCUGACAACCGUUCAAAGCUGCGCAAGCUCAACUCUAACAUGGAAUUCAAUACGAGGAUACAGGAGUUCAUUGAGCUGGUGCGGUCGGACAAGCGUCUGGAGGCGGUGCGUUAUGCCAAGAAACACUUCUCGACAUACGAGGAAGGACAACUUGAGGAUAUUCAGCAUUGCAUGGGAAUGCUUGCCUUCCCUAAGGAUACAGAUGUUGAGCCGUACGCUCGUUUGCUGCGCACGAGUCGCUGGCAACAGUUGGUGGCGCAGUUCCGCUGGGAACACGCCCGUUUGCUGCAUCCGGCGCGUCUGCCUGCUCUGCCUGUUACUUUGCAGCUCGGAUUAGCUGCUCUUAAUACACCAUAUCCUUUUUUACAUAAUAUUACUGCAUCCAAUCCCACUUGCUACAAAGAGAGCACCAAGGUAUCCGGUUGUCCAGCGUGCCAACCACCUCUCAACUCCCUCGCAGCGACGUUGCCUCACGCGCACUGCUCCCACUCUAGGCUCGUCUGCCGCAUCUCCAAUAAGCCGCUCAACGAACAUAACCAGCCCAUGGUGCUGCCAAAUGGACAGGUUUAUGGCGAAAAGGCACUGAAAGAGAUGAUGAAGGAACACGGGUCUAUCAUUUGUCCAAAAACGAAAGAAGUCUUCUGCAUGAAGCGCGUCGAAAAGGUGUACGUUAUGUAA
Leptosia nina is the source of this 1218-nucleotide messenger RNA. The record is from the annotation of a GenBank genome assembly. Lineage: Eukaryota; Metazoa; Arthropoda; Insecta; Lepidoptera; Pieridae.